This is a messenger RNA of Anguilla anguilla (European eel), 2522 nucleotides long. Its product is annotated as GRAM domain-containing protein 4-like. Lineage: Eukaryota; Metazoa; Chordata; Actinopteri; Anguilliformes; Anguillidae. The record is from RefSeq and is a predicted model, not a curated record. Gene Ontology annotation, biological process: negative regulation of toll-like receptor 9 signaling pathway; apoptotic process.
CACGGGCAACUACUGUGGUCAAGUGGUAGAACAGAACACCGUUAAAUUGAGCGUCGAUUUCUGGUGCAUCCACCUCGCGGUGUUCACUGGACUACCGUAUUGUCUAAGUGUGUCAGAACGUUCCGGGCAGAAUGGGAGUCUUUAUUCAGCAAUAGCUCCGCGGGUGGAAAGGUUCCCUGUUGCUUACUGUCAUCCGCGGGCCCUUUAAGGAUGCGGUCGCUGACAUUGACGAAAUUUCCUGGUUCUGAAUCGUUGUGGACCUCCCCGAAAAUCAACAAUCAACGCACACGGGUUUCUCGCAUGGAGGUGCACUUGCGUUUGACCCAAAGCUCUGGAGAAUUGACCAUCGUCUCGGACAACUGAAGGGAGGACGAGAUCUUUUAUGGAGACGACCGUCCAGGUCUGGGCGUGGGGAGUAAGGAGUCUUUGCGUGAUUUCUUAGUGCGCUUACUGUAGCGUUGCCAAGGCGAACCUCGGAAUCAAUUGCGAAAUCCAGUUGUUAAUGAAACUUCCCUACCAUUUAUGUGCAAGGGUUGCCGUUCGCCAUGCUGAGCUGAAGCGGAGGACGCCGUUGAACAUGCUAAAGCGCUUGGACAAGAUCCGUUUCAGAGGUCAGAAGCGAGACGAGUUCCUGGAUCUAUCCGAGUCUCCCAACGCGUCGGACAAUGAGUGCGGCGACGAAAUCCUUCUGAAGCCCCGCCCCUCCGGCCGAGACACGGAGGACCUCCGGGACCCCGCCAGCCCGGCUUCCCUCGCCAUGGCCGCCGCCAUCCAGGACCUCCAGAGGACCGAGUCGGACCGCCUCACCGAGGUCAAAGGUCACCUGGAGGUUGCCUUGCUGGAGAAGCACUUUUUACAGGAGGAGCUGCGAAAGAUUCGGGAAGAGACGAACAUCGAGGGCCUGAAGCAGGAGCUGGAGAAGGAGCGGGGAAAGAGGCUCGACCUGGAGCAGAAGAUGAACGAGGUGCUCAAAACCAGACUGGAAGACUCGCCGCCCCAGGCCCCUAAAUCACCAGCUGCCAACGGGACAGCGGACGCCCAGCGCGACACGUUCUGCUCGCGCACGCAGAAGUGGCUGCGCGACAAGCUGGGUGCCUACCUGGAGGACUUCCGCUUCCAGCCAGAAGAGAGCGCCGUGGAGCCGGACGAGCCACUCAGCGCUAAACGGCUAACGGAGAACAUGCGACGACUCAAGAGAGGCGUCAAGCCUGUCACUAGCUUCCUAAGGAACCUCUCUGCCUUAUCGAGCUGGCACUCUGUGUACACGUCAGCGAUCGCCUUCAUAGUCUACAUGAACGCUGCUUGGCAUGGCUGGGCCAUCCCUUUGUUCCUGUCCCUCGCCAUCCUGAGGUUGUCCUUAAAUUACCUCAUCUCAAGGGGCUGGAGGAUCCAGUGGAGUAUUGUGCCUGAAGUCUCGGAGCCUGUGGAACCACCAAAAGAAGAACUCACCGUGUCGGAGAAGUUCCAGUUAGUCCUGGACGUUGCGCAGAAAGCACAGAACCUUUUUGGCAAGAUGGCCGACGUGCUGGAGAAGAUUAAGAACCUCUUCAUGUGGGUGCACCCUGAGAUCACGCAGAAGCUGUACGUCGCUCUGUGGCUGGCCUUCAUCGCGUCCUGCUUCCUCCCCUACAAGCUCGUGGGCUUCAUGAUUGGGAUCUACGCCGGCAUCAAGUUCUUCAUCAUCGACUUCAUCUUCAAGAGCUGCCGCAAGCUGCGGGAGAAGUACGACACGCCCUACAUCGUGUGGACCCACCUGCCCACCGACCCCCAGCUGAAGGAGCGCUCCAACGCCAACCUGUCCAGACGGCUCCAGCCAGUGACGUCGCGCAGCGCCCUGGCGGCCAGCGCUCCCUGCAACAUCGGCCGCGAGGAGGAGGGCGGCCGACUUUACAGCACCAAGAAGGGCGCCUUCCACGAAGUGUUCAACCUGUCGGAGAGCGAGCGCCCCCUACCGGUGUGUGAGAACGGGUGGCGGUGCUGUCUGAUAAACAGAGACAGGAAGAUGCCCACCGACUACAUCCGCAACGGCGUGCUCUACGUCACAGAGAAUUACCUCUGCUUCGAGAGCUCCAGCUCGCGGUCGAGCUCCUACAAGAAGAACAAAGUCAUCAAGCUGGAGGACAUCACGGACAUUCAGAAGUACAAGGUCCUGUCCGUCCUGCCGGGAUCCGGAAUGGGGAUUUCCGUAGCCACGCCCUCCACCCAGAAGCCUAUGGUGUUCGGAGCCAUGAUCCACAGGGACGAGGCCUUCGAGGCCAUCUACACGCAGUACUUAAAAAUCCUGCCCGUGGUGGCCAACCCGGAGACCUAGCGUCCAGCAGGGGGCGCUCCCCCACCCCCCCAGUCCUCACCGCAAGCCGGGAGGGGGCCGGGGGGGAGGUGGGACGGCAGAUUUACACACCCACAUUUACGGGAGGCGCACGCCUCUCGUUCGCUACAGGUGGAGGACUCAUUUCAACCGAUGUUUCUGUUGUGGGGAAGAGGAGGGGGGGUGGUCUGAGAGAACACUGUUAUAUACUGGA